This is a messenger RNA of Colletotrichum acutatum, 831 nucleotides long. RefSeq lists its product as uncharacterized. Lineage: Eukaryota; Fungi; Ascomycota; Sordariomycetes; Glomerellales; Glomerellaceae. The transcript has a single exon. The coding region runs from base 397 to 702 and encodes 101 amino acids. The record is from RefSeq and is a predicted model, not a curated record.
GUCCGAACAUGCCGGGUGCUGCUUACUCCUGUCCCUUUAGCCUUUAGGGUCUGUUCUCGGACCUUAUAACACGCUUUGUCCGUGAGUUGGUCAACGCCCGUGCCGUUGUUUAAAGUUAGCCCAUUCCUUUCAUAUAACUGGAGACAACCAGUUGUCGCCGGCAUUUAAUCACUCUCAAACAAUGAACUAUAAUUGUUCCCUGAAUCGCGCCAAACUUACUGCUCGCCGACAAUGGGGUUGAAUCCUUCGCUUUUGAACCAUAAAGGUUGACGUUGCCACCUGAUUUUGAACAAGAUUCGAUGCUCUUCAAAGCCAUUCACUCGUUCAUUUUCAGCCCAAAAGCCCUCGAUUCCAACUCAGCCAGUCAUUCUUUUACCAACAAAACCAAAUAUCAAAAUGAUGUUCCUUCACUCGCUUAUCGUCGGCGUCUUCGCCAUUGCCGUCACCGCCGCCCCAGCCCCGACCCCGCAAGGAGACCCCGCGCAAGAUCGCUGCGCCGGCGUCGCUUGCCCCGAAAACUCCUACUGCAAAGUCUUCGAUUUCCGGUUGGAGCACCCCGUCGGUUGCCAAUCCAACGGCACCGUACCAGCCGAUGCAGAGACUUGCGGCUCAGUCAUUUGCCCGACAGGAACAACAUGCUGCAACUCUCCGUGUGGCGUGUGCGCGAAGCCUGGGGAAACAUGCUUGCAAUGGGUCUGCUAAGUGAUGGAAAUCUCGGAUGGGAUGGGAAAUUUUGGGAAGCAAUACCAGGUCAUUGUCAGGAGUUUAGGCGUCCCUUCGAUCAACUUCAAACCUCAACCACAGAACAAUUGAAAAUGAUUCAAGUACCAG